GGAAAGGGCGGUGGGGUUAGGAAGUGGUCUUUUGUUCUGUUGAAUGUUUUAUGUUUCGCACACUUGAAAACUUGAAGCUAUGCUCUCUGAUCACAGCUUUCAAAAUAUUUGACCCUUUUCCCUGGACCUGUAUUGAAUGUAGAAGAGAAUCCGAUGUGCUUGUUGAUUUCAGGGGGUUUUGCAGGGAAGGUGGGGAAAACCAGACAGCACACAGAGCCGAGAGAUGCACAGCGGCAGGAACGUCCCACAGCCUGCAAAAGAAAGAAUAGAGAUCCAUUAGCUGGGACCUCCGUGAAAGCGGCCUUGGCAUUUCUUUCAGAUCCUGCCUGCGCAGCAACGCGCAGCUCACUUUCUUUAACUUGCUGCCUUGGGCAUGACUUCCUUUCAGUAAGCAAGAGCCCCGGACUGCGCAGGGAAGGAGAUGUCCACAGAUCCCAGAUCUGCAUAGGAGGGCUGAGUCCAGAGAAAGCUGAUCAGGUUCUACAGCAACAAAACACGGAAAAAAUGCUGCCUUGGAAGAUAACAAUGUUCUGUACCCUCAUAGUUGUCAGCACAGCUUCCCAAAAUUUUAAUUUUGGCUCGUUCAUCCAUUCACCUAUUUACAGCAAAAGUAACGGAGGAGAGGAACAGAGAGAGUUGCACAGGCAGAAACGGCAGGAUGUGACAUUAGGCAUCUCACCUGUAGAAUACACGGUUGCUGUUGAGAUAAGUCUUCCAGAUUCCUCCCUCCUGGAGGCCCUCAGAAGUUAUUUAAACAGCCUUAGCUUCCCAGUCUCAGUAAAUGCUUCUGAUUCAGCUGUGAACAUUUCAAGCAUUGAUGUCACCACAGUGUGCAGCUCAGGUGGCCCCCAGGGCACCCACUGUUCUUGUGAGUCGGGCUAUGAAUGGCCGGCCAGCGCAUGCAGAGCUACUCCAGCCUGUCCCAGUGCUGCGCCGGCAGGAGAGACCUGCACCUGCCUGGCCCAGCGCCCUCCUCGGGGGACCCACUGUCAACCGCAAUCUGCAGGUGUUCCGUUUAUAUACAUUAUAAAAAUGUCUGUCCGGCUUGACAAAGACUUUGAAGAUGAUCUGAGAAAUCUGUCCUCUAGCAUGUUUAAGCGAUACAAAAGUGAUUUGGAGAAAGCGUUUACCAAGGGAUACAAAUCAUUGCCAGGCUUCAGAAGUGUAAAAGUUGCAGGAUUCAGACCUGGAAGCAUCAUGGUUCAAUAUGAAUUAACAUCAGCAGUGAAUAUGCCGCCUGAAAGUGCAAAUACAGAUGCAGCUGAAGCCUUAGAUCGUUCCUACAAGAUUGUGCCCACAUCAUUUGAGGUGUCUUCAAUGGAAGUGCAUGGUGGAACAAACAUCUCCAUUUCUCCUGAUGACAUUUUUGAGGGUGAUACUGUAACAAUGACAUGCGAGUCAAAUUCUUCUUCGGGGGCAACCUGGCACUUCCCAGAAACUUUUAGCCAUGGCAGGGAGCUUCUUAAAAAUGACACUAUAGAUGGAAAGUCAACAUCAACACUGAAAAUUACAAACAUUAAAUUGGAAGAUGCCGGUUAUUACCGUUGCAGCUUUAUGGAAUGGAUUAAUAAUGUGUCAGUCAUACAUGUUGCUGGGACUAAUAUAACAGUCUCUCCAAUCAAAAUUGUGCCCUCAGAGGAUGUUGUGAUUGUAUGCAAUGGUGACACUAAAGAACUGAGUUGCUGCACAGACAGAGAUAUGCAGUUCUUCACUUAUUACUGGAAAAUAAAUGGAGCAAUAAAUAUUUCAGGGACCACCACUGCCACUCACAACUGUACCACGUACCUCCUUCAGGCUAAUGAAUCUCAAUGCCCAGCAGACAAGUCUGGAACCAAAACGGAUUACACAUGUGAGCUGAACACUACCAAUGGUGCCCGCAAACACAAAGUUAUCAGUGUUACAUAUUUUCGAGUGGGGCGUCCUGAUGUUUCAAGAGAUAAAACAACGUCUCUUCUCCUUUCUUUCACAGCAAAGAAGGUAGCAUGCAAUUCUUCAGAGAUUGGCACCGGAGAGGAUGGAGCUGAGCUCACAAGGCCUUGCAGGAAUGAGGCAAACCACCCUGUCAGAGGAAGUAUCACCUAUAAGUGCAAACAUAAUUUGUGGGAGAUCGUGGGAAAUAGCUGCCUAGCUGUCCCAGUGGACAACCUUCUCAGCGCUGCAGAGUCUUUGGUGUCUAGUCCUGAGCAAAAGAAGAAUUUGCCUGAAUUCCUCAGCCACCUGAACCGUACCAUCAAGCAACAGCAGCAAAGUAUGAAAGCUGUUGCAAACCUGAAAGCUGUUGUGGAAAUUUUGAAUAUGGUUUCAGUCGUGCCGGUAGCUGCUGAGCAGGAAAUAAUGGAAAAUUUUUUAUCCACAGUAGACACGGUUAUCAGCAGUCCAACAAAAACUUGGAAGGAUUUUGUGAAUGGAACUUCUCAAUUACUGGCUUCAGUGGAGCAAUUUUCUAACUCCCUUCAACCUAUUAACAAUUCUAUUCCUUCCAUCAGCUAUGACAACCUCCAGCUCAAAGGUGUGGUCAUUGACAAAAGCAAGGUUUCAGACUACGACGAGAGCUUUACAUUCUCCAAGCCCUCAGACCUCAGUGGUAGUGUGCUAAUUAACGAAGCAAAAAUUAAACCUGGAAACUCCACCUCCACCAUCAUCAGUGUGGCUUACUCAUCUUUGGGGCCUAUUAUUCCACAGUAUAAGAAGAUGGAUGAAUUCAUAGUCAAUGGUUUGGUGAUGACAACACUAAUCAGUGCCAACAGCAGACUAAGGGAAGAUUUCAGGAUCAUUAUGACAUUUACGAAGGAUAACAAGACCCUGAAAAAUCCUCGAUGUGUAUUUUGGAAUUUCAGCUUCUCAGAAGAUGGUGGAGGUUGGGACGUUACUGGCUGUGAAACCACAGAGAAUGGGGACAAUGUCACUUGCUCCUGUAAUCACUUGACUUCAUUCUCCAUUUUGAUGUCUCCUGGUCACGAUCCAUGGGACACGUUGGAUUACAUGUCUUACAUUGGUGUGAGCAUUUCUAUAUUGAGCCUGGUGGCCUGCAUUGGCAUAGAAUUUGUCGUGUGGAAAUCAGUGACCAAAGCAAGAAUAUCCUACAUGCGCCAUGUUUGCAUACUGAACAUAGUGAUUUCUCUCCUGAUUGCAGACGUCUGGUUCAUUGUGGUAGCAGCAAUGCAUGACACAAACACGAAAAUGGACCAGGCCUGGCUCUGCAUAGCAGCAGCAUUCUUUGUUCAGUUUUUCUACCUCUGUGUCUUCUUUUGGAUGCUAACCUUGGGCCUCAUGGUCUUCUACCACAUAGUCUUUAUCGUACAUAAUGCAAGCAAGACCAUCAUGAAAGCUCUUAGCUUCUGCUUGGGAUACUUUUGCCCACUAGCUAUAUCUGCUAUCACCGUAAGCAGCACCCACCCACAUUACACAAGAAAAAAGGUCUGUUUACUCAACUGGGAUGAGAGUAGAGCUCUCUUGGCCUUAGUCAUUCCUGCCAUGAUCAUUGUCGCUGUCAAUGUGAUUGUUACCAUUGUGGUCAUAGCAAAAAUGCAAAGACGUUCCAUCGGCGAAAAAUCAAUAAAUAAAGAAAAGAGCUCAUUGUAUCGCAUCACCAAGUGUAUCGGUGUUCUGACAUCACUCUUAGGCCUCACCUGGUUAUUUGGUCUUGCUACAGUUAUCCCUGGAAGCCCUAGAGCAUUCCACUACUUAUUUACUCUUUUCAAUGCUUUUCAGGGAUUAUUCAUUCUGCUGCUUGGAAUCCUCUCAGAUAGAACGGUAUGGGAAGCUCUGUGGAAAAAGUGUUCCCUCUCCAGCUGGAGUUCACAACACACAAAGUCAACAUCCCAAGGCAUGUCAGCGCCUAUGCUUUCCAUCAGUUCUCCAUUCUCAAAAACUUUAAACAACUGGUUUGGCAAAACAGGAAAAUAUCAAGUCUCUUCUACAGAACCAGCAUCUUCUUCAGCUUCUGAAAGCACUUCAAAGGCAUAUUCUUUGCUAAACUGAGAAGCUUGGAAGACCUCUGGGCUCUUUCCCCUGAUGUGGCAAUAAGCAUGGAAAUAAUUGGUGAAUAAUGGAAGCAUGGACUUCGUAUAGGCUGUAAAGAACUGUGGCGUAUUAGUUUAACAAAAUAUUUCUUCGAUAUAGCAUGCACUGUCUGGAAAGUUAAUUAUAAUAUCUGCUUGAUGCUAGAAGAAAUUCAGUGAUGAGGGUCCCAACCCCGUAAGAAUCUGAAUGCCGUCUUGUGCCAGAGCCCCGCUAAUCCUGCAACACAUGUCGUGUUUUCCCCAGCCCUGUUGCAGUCAUGGGACCAGUAGAUGUGCCAGAGCAACUGGGCACUCUGGCUUCCAGGGCAGAGUGAGAGAUACAGCACAGCAAAGUAGGUAUCCAGGCACCUCAAACUAGUUCCUUGCUGGAUUGUAGCAUUUCUGGGUGGGUUUGUUUUUUGUGCUUUUUGCAAUGUUUGAAGCAGGACCGCCCAAACUUUUCAUACAUAUAGACACAUCUGGAAAAUCAGAAAAACUGUUGUGGGCUCUCCUACAAAAUGGUGGUUGCGAGGGCCUUGCUAGUACAAAGUACAAGUAAAUUGCUCAAGAAGCUAACACAGUUAAGUUUGAGCCAAACAAUGCAUUCGUUCUCACAAAGCACAAUAAAAUACCAACUUCACUGGAAGAAAACUGAUGUUCAGAUACGCAUGUGCAAACACGGACACACCACAGACAAAGCUUAGCAAUUUGCAUUGCAACAGCCAAUUGAAAAAUGCGAAACAUGUUCUGACUGAAAUGAAUUGGGCUGCUUUCAGCACUAAAUGGCAGGCCCAAGGGGCUGGUGUGCAUCAGGACCCUCAUAUGUGGGGCAUAAUGUGUUUUCACCUUUUGCUCCCUGUUGGAGUCUCAGUCUGGGUUGUAAUUUGCACUACCAUUAAGCCCCCCCACACACU
Molecule: messenger RNA, 4915 nt
Organism: Podarcis raffonei (Aeolian wall lizard)
Lineage: Eukaryota; Metazoa; Chordata; Lepidosauria; Squamata; Lacertidae
Gene: ADGRF5
Product: adhesion G protein-coupled receptor F5
Exons: 19
Coding region: 154-3981 (1275 amino acids)
Biological process (GO): cell surface receptor signaling pathway; G protein-coupled receptor signaling pathway
Cellular component (GO): membrane
Molecular function (GO): G protein-coupled receptor activity
Source: RefSeq, a predicted model, not a curated record